UGCAGUGGGCUUUUUUCGCAUAACUGAAUCGGCAUCAUGAACGGGAGUGUGAUCGCUGACGAGGACGGUGAGGCGGAUAAUGAUUGAGGACGACCGUUCAGCCUCCCCUCUGCGAAUUUCUGGGACUAAGCUAAGAUUCUCGGACGCUCUCAUGCAUCCUUUCUUUCUUACGUGACUGCGUGAAUGCGAAAGUUGGCUCUCGAGUUAACGUUAGCCGGAGAGCGUCUUAGCCUGUGGGUUUUGCCCGGAGCUCGGGAGAAAAAAAGCGUCACGGACUCUGCAUUUUAAUCAGCGGUACACCAAUAGCCCACAAUGUGUAUCCCGACACGGCGGCGUUGAUGCGGCAUUGACAGACAGGCGGUGCAGCGGCUCCGCACACAGGCGAACCCGCAGGUUUCCCGUUUCACCCAGCGGCGGCGGCGGCGGCGGCGGCUGUGCCAGCUUGGAACCCGAUUUUGGGUGCAUGAUGACGGGGCGCAGGAGCUGCGUGAACUCGCUGUGGUCGGGGAGCGAGCGGGUUCGCAUCGGAGAGCGGCUGAAAGCCACCCUGGCUGGGAUCAUGGAGCUGGACCUGCUCAGAGGGCGACAGCUGGAGCUGGUGGAUGCGGUUCUGGAGGAGAGCGGGAAAACCGCGGAGAGCGUCGCUGCUCAGCAGGGGGCAAACCUCGAGAGUGCUGCCGCGGAUGGCGCCGCAAAAGCCCGCAGGCAACAGACUCCCCCUCCAGCUGACUCGGUGUUGCCAGGCCUUGGGACUGGGGAGGGAAUCAGCUCACGCUGGUCCACUCUAUCCUGGGACAUCCCAUCAGAACUUGUGUCCCCUCCUACUCCAGAGCCUACUGGCACCACUUCACUGGACUGUGACUCCAGACCCAGCUCAGGUUUUUACUCGGUCAGUGGGAGCUCGCUGUCAGACUCCUGUUACUCAGUGGCCAGUGAGGCAGCCCCUGGAGGGCCUGUUAAAAUGGGGGGAACCUGCAGGCCUCACUCGCUGGACCACAGUACCACCCAGUGGAGGGAGGUUGAACAGCAGAGUGUACAGAGCUCAGAAGGGACAGUUCCAGGACAAAAAGGAGAAAGGAGGCCAGCCUCUACUGGUGAGCUAGAGAUUGAUGGGUUCAUGUUUCUGACUGGCCUCUGCUCUAGCCUGGGAGAAGCACAAAAGGGAUCCGUCUUUUCCACUUCUACUACCACCUCACAGCUGCAGCUAGACCCCAAAUUCUGCUCUGACUUGGUGUCACGGAGGACAAAAGAGGUGUACCCUUAUCCUAGCCCACUCCACGCAGUGGCCUUGCAGAGUCCCCUGUUUACCUCCUGCCAGGACUCGUCUCCCACCUGCCGCUCCCCCAGCCCAGAGGGUGAUCAACCUGGGGAGCUUGAGCUUGAACAGCCCCCUGUGAGGACCCAACCUCCACCUUCUCCAUCCAUCACACAGCUUGAACAGUACAUAACCAGAUUAGUCCAUCAGUACCACAGCAGGGUGGCUGCUGAGGCUUCUCAAAAGACUGCAGGCUUAAGCCAUGAAGGAGUCCACCCAAGGAGUGCUUCCUCCUCCAGCUUGACUGGGGGUAGUGUAACACCAUGCAAGUCUUUACUGGGCAACUCUGCUAGAGUUAGUCUGAGUAGCAUUGGGAAGAAAGCUAGUCGGAAUUCUAUCAAUCUCGGAAACUUGCCAUCUGUUACUGGGGAGGAUUUCAACAUUAGUUUUCACCUCAACUUGAAUUUGAACCUGAAUCCAAACUUGAAUAAAGCACUAAGUUUUGAUGCUAAAAAUGUAAAAGAGCAGGUGUCAGGUUCCUGUGGGCAUCUUAGUGCCAACUUAAUCACUCCAACUGCUUCCCCAUCUUCAUCAUCAAGCACAGUCACCAGCACCCCCAACUGGAGGAGCAGACCACGCAUAUCGACCUGCCCAUCCACAGUCAACCACCGUGGAUCACUGGAGAUUACCGGAAAGUCCUUUGGUCCACUCAACUUCUCUAAGUCGCUGGACUGGAGUGGGGCUCCCCGAGAGGAGGCAGAGGGGUGUCCACCUUCCAAAGCCUCAGAAAGUCCUGCUAAACUCAGUGAAGACUCUGCGGUGGUCUGCGAGAUCUCCCGUGUGUCUGGGCUGCCCAAGUCAGUGGUGGUGGGGCUAAUGGAGGAAGGGGUGGAGUUAGAUGCGGAAUGCUUCCGGAGUGAGAGAGAAAGAGGUGAAGGGUCAGCAUCUCCAUGCAGCGCUCCUACACCUCGCUCUUCUCGUACUUCUCUUCAGUCAGCGUAUGGAGCAGAUCGACCUGGGUUGUAUUCAAGCUCAGUGACCUCAAACCCCUGGGCAGGAAGUGGCAGCAUGGAACCUGACUAUAUUUCGCAGCAGCACCGGCUACAGGUUACCCAUUCAGAUUCCCAUUCGGUGCUUACGACGCAGUCCAACAGCCCUCGCUCUGAUCACUCUGGACCAACUCCUUCUCGCACUUCUCCCAUCUUGCCGAUACCUCAAAGUCAGUCAGACCCGGCCUCUUCUCCUGGCUCUGCUUCCCACUCAAGAGUACACUCCCCUCCUCGUCUGCUCACGAAUUCGCCGUUUACUCCUGCCCAACUGUCCGUGUUCCGGCGAGACUCCCCAUCCCAGUGCUCUCUCCCGCACUUUCACCCCUGUGGCUCCCCGCUUGAAGGCCCCAUUAGGCCUCGUGGCGGUUCCCUCAGGCAGGAUGCUGGUGCUGCAGCUGGGUGGAGGUCUCAGGAGAGAGGCUGGAGGAGGAGUGGGGAUGGGGAGAGGCUCUAUCAGGGCAAGCAUGCAUCUAGAGAGCUGGUGCGGGCGUCAACAGUCAGUAGUUACUCAGGAAGAGACUUUGGCAGCUGCUGGGAGGAAGAAGCAAGUACUCGGACUCCAAAAAAGGCUGCAAAGUUUUGGAAAGGUUUUGAGUCCCGGCUCUGGGGGAAAGAGGAGGAGAUGGGAAGGUACAGAGAUGAAAGGGUUGGGACUUUUGGUUGGAGGCACACAUCUUUAAAAGAGACUUCAUCAAGCAGGGUUCAGGAACAAAAAGACAGCCACUCGUCUAGAAAGAAAGGGACAAGCUGGGAUGGCCGUAGCUCCAGCCUUCGCUUAUCCAGGAGAGCGCUAUUCCGCAGUGAAUCUCAGGGAUUCUUGGAGCCUCGUUCCCAAAAACGUGAAGCUCGUCUCCAUAGCAGUCAGUGGUGUUCCUCCUUGGAGAUCAGUCGAGAAGGGAGAGGUAUAGAAUGUGGGCGGAAUCUAGUGAGGAAAGAGGAGAAACAUCAUUCUUCUACUGCCAGUCUCUUUCAUCUCUCUCGCUCACAGAGCCUCGAGGGAAGCAGCCACUCACUCUCUCCUCUUUCCUCCCCUUCCUUAUCUCCAUCUCCACCUCCAUCAGCCCCCCUCUCUCGUUCCAGAUCAUUCCGUGACCUUGGAAGAAAGGUUUUCGGCUCAAUGAGGUCCCUCAGUUUCAAUAAGAACCACAAGUCGAAAAAGAAAGACUUGUAAGCAGAGAAGGCAAACAUUUCAGAGUUUGCUGACUGGUUUCUAGGACUUAAGAUUAAACCUUGUUUCAGACCAGGUAAUGUUUCAAACGGACAAUCACCACUGAUGUGAUACAGCUGGACUGUUCAAUUAUGACAAACAGUUGUAAGUUGAGUGAUAAUGUGACCGCAAUUCCUAACUGUUUUGAGUACAUUUCUAACAGAAACCUCAAUAGGAACUUUUGAGAUUGUUCAGUGCACUUACAGGGCACAUAAUAGGUAUUGUAAUUUCAUUCAAACACUCAUGUCAUGUGCUGUGCUAUGUAGAAAUGUUUUUUUCUUUUCAGACUAAAAUGAGACUAAAAGAAAUGCACUAGUUAGAGUCUUUUGCAAGUAACUAAUCGCAAGGACCAAAAUCAUGAUUCCAUUUGAUAUAUGAUUAACUUGCAGCCCCAUUACAUAGACCAGAACCAGGAUUAAUCUGUUAGGAGAAACAAUGGGGGUGCCAAUACUGCCAUGUUACACAACUUGUAACAAUCCAGAAGUAUUCAAAACAGCUAUUCUUUCUGCACGUUUAUGUGCCUCUGCAUGCUACUGUGUGCUGUGUCUCUGUGCGCUAUUAUAUUCAGUGUGUGCCAGUGUGCUUUUCAUUCUAUACAUACUUUGCACUAUACUCAGUAUAGUGUGCGUACUGAAGUAUUUAAGUACUUUGUGCAUAUACCGCACAUUUGUUAAAACAAUGUAGACCAAAAUCGGAACAAGUACAAUAUGUUGCAUAAUAUGAACUGUGCUCAGGACUUUACAAAAUAAUCAAAUAAGAUAAUGUCAUAAUUUGAAACUAUUAACUCAUUUCAGUGUUAAGCAAUGGCUCAAUAUUAAUAAAGACUUGAAAAGAAA
Molecule: messenger RNA, 4347 nt
Organism: Pygocentrus nattereri (red-bellied piranha)
Lineage: Eukaryota; Metazoa; Chordata; Actinopteri; Characiformes; Serrasalmidae
Product: dapper homolog 2
Exons: 4
Coding region: 464-3475 (1003 amino acids)
Biological process (GO): negative regulation of nodal signaling pathway
Cellular component (GO): cytoplasm
Source: RefSeq, a predicted model, not a curated record